AAAAAAGUUUACUGUCAAAAUUAUAAAGCGUGACGUUUUAACAUUUGUAAUUUUGUGAGUAUUGUAUCUUUAUUUUUGACACUAAACGUGUGAAGAAAAAGGUUUCCUGUUGUUCUAGAUGAAUUAGUUUUUGCUGGUAUGUCCGAGCAAGACAAAAAGAGCAACCCCCCACCGCUAGGGGGUCCCUCUGUCCUAGUGGUAGAUCAGACACAAGGCAGUAGACAGAAACAAUCGUUCCGAGCCACCGAGCUGCAGCAAGAAGCGUCGGAGUUACAUCAUAAGCGAUCGCACGCUUUCGGAGUGCCGUCCGUAGGUGAAGAAUUGAAAGAUAUAUGUCAAGAGGCUAACGGUAGUACCGACCCGGAUAACAAGGAACAAAAGGAACCAAAGGGACAAGACGUCGUGUCGAACGAGAUACAAAAACAGAUGUUGACGAAAAAGUUGUCUUCAAGCCACAAGAAGCACGACCCGCCUGAGACCAUACAGUACGAGACGAUAACGUUAGCGCCCGUCAAUGUGGAGAACAAGAUAGAAUUUGAUACGAAAACGACUGGAGCUGUUUCCGGGGCAGCGACUCCGCAGCCAAUUCCAUCAGCAACCGCAAAGGAGCCAGCACCACAGCCAACGGAGUUACAGCCCCAAGAGUCACAACCUCCGGACUCAAAGACGCAGGAGGCGGUUACUGUUGUGGUGAAAGAGGAAUGCAUAAAGGAGGAUAUACCAGAGCAGCCCAAAACCGAUAUAGAGAAAAAACAAUCCGAUUGGUCGUAUAUGGAGGAGGAGCAGGCGGGCGGGCUGCCGCGGGAGAAGCGCUCGAGCCGCGUCAGUCGUAGCAUGCGCACCUUCUUCUGCUGCGGAGUGCCGUACGAGACGCCCUCGGAGGACGACGUCUCCGUUGAGAACUACGUGUCCGGCAUAUAGACCACUCUAGGAAAUAAAUCGUUUAUAACGCACACUGUCCAAUAAUCGCCGCCGCGAAUUACUCGUUGCUUAUCAAGUUUUUUCCACGUUUCACGAUCUUUAUAAGAUUUCAGUAAAUUGUACUGGCUAUGUAUGAAAGAUGUUACAUUGGCGGUUGCCAGCGUACGGUAAUGAAAAAUAAGUUAAAGAACAUUUUGCGUGUAUUCUAGUUGUGUAUAUAAAAUUACUAAUACAA
Messenger RNA from Papilio polytes (common Mormon), 1156 nucleotides. RefSeq lists its product as uncharacterized. Bases 139 to 921 code for a protein of 260 amino acids. Lineage: Eukaryota; Metazoa; Arthropoda; Insecta; Lepidoptera; Papilionidae. The transcript is spliced from 5 exons. The record is from RefSeq and is a predicted model, not a curated record.